UCUCUUCUCACAACCAGAUCCAACAUCCACAGAGAUGAUUGUAAUUGGAAGAGAGAGUCUCCUUGCGGUGCUCCUGCUUUGCGCGGCCGCAGCGGCGGCGACCGCGCAAAGUGCUUCUAAUGUGCGGGCGACGUACAACAUCUACAAUCCGGCGGCCAACAACUGGGACUUGAUCGCCACCGGCGUCUACUGUGCCACGUGGGAUGCCAACAUGCCGCUCGCGUGGAGGAUGAAGUAUGACUGGACCGCCUUCUGUGGGCCGGUCGGGCCGACCGGCGAAGCUUCCUGUGGCCAAUGCCUUCUGGUGACAAACACAGCAACAGGAGCACAAGCAACGGUCAGGAUCGUCGAUCAGUGCUCGAACGGAGGGCUGGAUUUAGAUCAGGGUGUUUUCGACCAGCUAGACACUAAUGGACAAGGCGUUGCCAACGGCUAUCUCAUCGUCGACUAUCAGUUUGUCGACUGCGGCGACUGAUAAAUGUUGACUUAUUAUUAUCCAUUACUAUUAAUAAUGCCAUGUAAUAAAAGGAUAUUACAAUGAAUAAGGUGUGAUCUAAAAGAAAUGCAAUAAAAGCUUUUCUAUGCGCAAUAAAUUAAGUUGAUUAA
Molecule: messenger RNA, 606 nt
Organism: Ananas comosus (pineapple)
Lineage: Eukaryota; Viridiplantae; Streptophyta; Magnoliopsida; Poales; Bromeliaceae
Product: pathogenesis-related protein PR-4-like
Exons: 2
Coding region: 35-475 (146 amino acids)
Biological process (GO): defense response to fungus; defense response to bacterium
Molecular function (GO): RNA nuclease activity
Source: RefSeq, a predicted model, not a curated record